This is a messenger RNA of Trachemys scripta elegans, 1498 nucleotides long. RefSeq names its product glucosylceramidase beta (gene GBA1). Gene Ontology annotation, molecular function: glucosylceramidase activity. Gene Ontology annotation, biological process: glucosylceramide catabolic process. NCBI's taxonomy places the organism in Eukaryota, Metazoa, Chordata, Testudines, Emydidae. Bases 1 to 1068 code for a protein of 355 amino acids. The record is from RefSeq and is a predicted model, not a curated record. The transcript has 7 exons.
AUGGUUCCCAGCGUGAGGAAGCUGGGCUCAGUGUGCACGAUCCCCAUUCUCCAGCAUGCCCAGGCCGUGGCCAGAACGCCGCUCUCCCUGUACGCCAGUCCCUGGACGUCCCCCAUCUGGCUGAAAACCAACGGAGCCAUGACAGGCAGGGGCACGCUGAAGGGGAAGCCGGGGGACAAGUAUCACAAGACCUGGGCCAACUACUUCAUCAGGUUCCUGGACGAAUACGCCAAGCACAACCUGACGUUCUGGGCGGUGACGGCUGGGAACGAGCCCACGGCUGGAGAGAUUGUCUUCUACCCCUUCCAGUGCCUGGGCUUCUCCCCCGAGCACCAGCGGGACUUCAUCGCCCAGGACCUGGGCCCGGCGCUGGCCAACAGCUCGCACAAGGGCAUCCAGCUCAUCAUGUUGGACGACCAGCGAGUGAUGCUGCCUUACUGGGCGGAAGUGAUCCUGAAUGACCCCGUGGCCGCCAGCUUCAUCAAUGGCAUCGGCAUCCACUGGUACCUGGACUUCCUGGCUCCCAUCGACCUCACGCUGUCCAUCACCCACAACCUCUUCCCCGACUACUACCUGCUCUCCACAGAGGCCUCCACAGGGUCCUACUUCUGGGAGCCCAGGGUGGUUCUGGGCGGCUGGGACCGAGGGAGCAAAUACAGCCACAGCAUCCUGACGAACCUGAACAACUACGUCACUGGCUGGACCGACUGGAACCUGGCCCUGGACCUGGAGGGGGGGCCCAACUGGAGCAAGAACUAUGUGGACAGCCCGGUCAUCGUGGACAGCAGCAAGGAUCUCUUCUACAAGCAGCCCAUGUUCUACCACAUGGGCCAUUUCAGCAAGUUCGUCCCUGAGGGCUCCCAGCGUGUGCGGCUGGUCAUCUCCAAGAAAUGCUACAAGUGCAACCUGGAGUACGCGGCCUUCCUGCGCCCGGACGGUGCCGUCGUGCUCGUGGUCCUGAACAGGUACCCCACGGACAUGCCGUUCGGGAUCUCCGACCCAGGCGUUGGCUUCAUUGAUGCUGUGGCUCCGGCUGACUCCAUCCAGACCUACCUGUGGAGACGCUAAGGAGGAGGCCAGGGCAGGCGGGCUCGCAGCUGGGGCUGUGGGGGGAGGAAGGACACGCUCCCCUGCGUUGAUACCUCCCCAUUUAACACAGAAACCCCCAUCUCUCCAGGGAGGGACUUGGGGAUGGGUCCUACCUCACCUAGGCAGCUGGACGCUGAGUGCAGGGGACCUGAAGGAUCCAAGGGAGGCGGGAGGCUGGGCUCGGGGGGUGUGUGUGUGUCACACUGAGUGUUGUCAUCGUGCUAGGACGCACCAACCUGCUCGUAAAUGACAGACCCAGGACCCUGGGCUGAGCAAGUGCUGAGCACCGACCCACCUGGGUACCUGCCUCCCAGCCCAGGGCUCCCCCCCAGCCUUCCCCAGCCCGACGAGCCGCUUCCCAGAGCACCGGGUCCCACCGUUUUCUAGAUGUUUUAAUACAAGAAACAGG